Molecule: messenger RNA, 1566 nt
Organism: Colletotrichum graminicola M1.001
Lineage: Eukaryota; Fungi; Ascomycota; Sordariomycetes; Glomerellales; Glomerellaceae
Product: initiation factor eIF2 gamma
Exons: 3
Coding region: 1-1566 (521 amino acids)
Biological process (GO): formation of translation preinitiation complex; positive regulation of translational fidelity
Cellular component (GO): eukaryotic translation initiation factor 2 complex; cytosol
Molecular function (GO): tRNA binding; translation initiation factor activity; GTPase activity
Source: RefSeq, a predicted model, not a curated record
AUGUCUGCUGACAGCGUUUCCAAUCACGAAGACAUGGACCCCGUGUCUAACUCUGGCGAGUUUGCGGAGGAAGAGGUCACCAGCGAACCCCUGGCUUCGAACACCAAGGAGGUGCACUUCAGCGACACUGCGAAGGACGCUGCCAAGGAAACGGUUGAGCGUCCUUUCCUUCCCGAGCAAACUGACCCCGAACAUAUCGACUUCGAGAAACACGACGCCCUGAACCCCGAGGUUAUCGCUCGCCAAGCAACAAUCAAUAUUGGUACUAUCGGCCACGUCGCUCACGGAAAGUCUACCGUCGUCAAGGCCAUCUCCGGUGUCCAGACCGUUCGCUUCAAGAACGAGCUGAUCCGUAAUAUCACCAUCAAGCUUGGUUACGCCAACGCCAAGAUCUACAAGUGCGACAGCCCCGAGUGCCCUCGGCCGGGAUGCUACAAGAGUUACAAGAGUGAGAAGGAGGUUGACCCCCCCUGCGAGCGCGACGGCUGCAGCGGUACCUACAGAUUAAUUCGUCACGUCUCCUUCGUCGACUGCCCCGGUCACGACAUUCUCAUGAGCACCAUGUUGUCUGGUGCUGCUGUCAUGGACGCGGCCCUUCUUCUUAUUGCUGGCAACGAAUCUUGCCCCCAGCCUCAAACUUCUGAGCAUUUGGCAGCAAUUGAGAUCAUGAAGCUCGACAAUCUUAUCAUUUUGCAGAACAAGGUCGAUCUCAUGCGCCAAGACGCUGCAGGGAAACACAAGGACACCAUCACCAAGUUCGUCAGAGGCACCGUUGCAGCAAACUCUCCCAUUAUCCCUGUCUCUGCUCAGCUGAAGAUCAACAUCGAUGCUGUCCUUGACAGCAUCGUCAACACCAUUCCUGUCCCUACUCGUAACCUCACCAAGGACCCCCUUAUGAUCGUCAUUCGGUCUUUCGACGUUAACAAGCCGGGUGCCGAGAUCGAAGACAUCAAGGGCGGUGUUGCUGGUGGUUCCAUUCUGCACGGUGUUCUGAAGCUCGGCGACGAGAUCGAGAUCCGUCCCGGUAUCGUCGAGAGAGACGACAAAGGUAACCUCAAGUGCACGCCCAUCUUCAGCAAAAUCGUCUCCCUCAACUCCGAGGGAAACGAGCUCAAGUACGCCGUUCCUGGUGGACUCAUCGGUGUCGGUACCAAAAUCGACCCUACUCUCUGCAGAGCCGACCGUCUUGUCGGUCACGUCCUGGGUCUCAAGGGCCGCCUGCCCGAUAUCUACAAGGAGAUCGAGGUCAACUUCUUCCUUCUGCAUCGUCUCCUGGGUGUCAAAACCGCCGACGGCAAGCAGGCCAAAGUCGCCAAGCUCACCAAGAACGAAGUUCUCAUGGUCAACAUCGGUUCUACGUCCAGUGGUGCCAGUGUCUUUGCCAUCAAGAACGAUGCUGCCAAACUCAGACUCAAUACUCCCGCUUGCACGAACAUUGGCGAGAAAAUUGCUCUGUCCCGGCGUAUCGAGAAGCAUUGGCGUCUGAUCGGUUGGGCCACCAUCGUUGCUGGUGUCACCAUCGAGCCCAGUGUUCGCAUCGAGCCAAGCUCUUCCAAAACCAUUUAA